CGUCUCGUCUCGAGUCGGGUCGUUUUGCUUAGUUGUUUGUCGACGGUUUUCAAGUGUGCACACGGGACGCGCUCAAAGUUCAAGUGUCCAUUGCGAAACUCCUUGGAAAAACCCCCAUAAAAAUACCCCGUGCUCCAGCAUUUAUUUCGGUUCUCCGCCCCAAGGCGAGAUGCUGCCAAUAUCAAAAUCUUUCACCGCCUUCCUCUUGUUAUUGCUCUGCAUCAUUCUGCUAACUCAUCGCGGCGUCCAAGGUCAGGCGAAUAAAGUGUCAUCCAAGUUGGAUUUCGAUGAGAGCGAUGGCAUCUCCAGCGGCAACGGCAACAGCAACCAGACAGGGAUGCAGCCCGGUAUGCAGGGACAGGGUGGUAAUGGGAGUGGCAGCUAUGAUCAGGGCGGCACGGGUCGCAGCUUUGGAGGAGGAGACAGGGCCACUGCCAAUGAAAGAGGAGGUGGUGGCGGCGGAAACAGCAGCAAUCGCCCCAAGAUACACGGCGUGCGGGUAACCGUUGAUACGGGCGAUGGACAGCAGCAAACGAAAGAGUCCAAAGAGAGCGUGGAAAUUACGGACCUCGGCAAGCACAAGAAGCGGGUGGGCAUCCACACGGACAUCACGUUCGAGAUAACCUCCGAGGGGGAGGCCAACGAAACCAGCUCGGCCCAGAACCAUGGGGAGAAGGAGGACGCCAGUGUGCCCAUCUACAAGGGCCGCGGUGGCAGCGACUCAAAGCACAAGGCCCACAAGCCCUACGAUCCAAAGUCGCAGUGGAAUCCCAACUACUCCAGCGAGCACCGCGGCUAUGAGGGAGGCAGUCGAGGAGGGUACUACCCACAGUACUAUCCCCAGCAUGAAUAUACCAGUGGAGGAUCUGACUCAGGCAGUAUUUAUCGCACAGGCGAGACCUGGACGCACUACGUCCCUGUCUGGACAACAGAGCGCGCUCCCCAGGAGCAGAGCCAGAUCUACCGCAGGCCGAGCUGGAAGCCCUGCUACUGCAUGUCCUCCACUGAUUACAGGCGUCGACGUGACAGCAAGGCCAGUCGGGGAAUAGCAACAGCAAAUGGAGCCAAGAUCAACAGUGGGGUUGUCCAGGUGGUCGAUGGCAAGCUAGAAAGGCCCUUCUCUUGAUAUAGCAUUCUGGCACUUUAUUCGCUCUUCAAUUUUUCACAGAAUAAAAACGCACAAUCUAAAAUUUACUUAUUUGGCGAUGUACGUACAUAGUACAAAAUGUAUUUACAUAUUUAAUAUGAGUAAUAUUCUUUUGGCGUUUAUAGUAAAGCAAUUAUUAUUCGACUUUUUCUGCAUCAAUAGUGGCGUUUCCAACCAUUGAGAGACUUCGACAUUGAGAGACCCCAAGUACAGCCAGUGCAUUGAAUCCAUGUAAGGGGAUCGCAUUAUUCUCUUAUGGUCGCAUUCCACCAGUCUUCAAGUCCUAUCUAAGCUGUAAGACAGUGAAGUAAUGAGACACAACUAUUAAUGUAUUAGCACAGGAUCACUAGCAAAACCAUUCGUGGAUGAUAUAUUUUUUUUUUCACUGUGAUGUAGCAUCUGAAAGUGUUAUAUAAUUUUCCCAAUAAAUUCCA
Messenger RNA from Drosophila obscura, 1581 nucleotides. Its product is annotated as hyphally-regulated protein. The coding region runs from base 170 to 1126 and encodes 318 amino acids. NCBI's taxonomy places the organism in Eukaryota, Metazoa, Arthropoda, Insecta, Diptera, Drosophilidae. The record is from RefSeq and is a predicted model, not a curated record. The transcript has 4 exons.